UGUAAUCUGUUGUCCUUGUUGUGCAUAUUCACAACAGUACAGUGUGUUAUUUGACCUAUUCCAUUGUCCGUUCAUUUGCGCCCCCUGUUGUGGGUCCGUGUACUUACACUUUCCCAACAGUGCUGUCCCUAUCCUCAUCAUCAACACACCACCCACUCUCCACCAGGCUGCAGUAAACUGCUGAAUCCAGUGUGUGGAUGUCAUCUUGUUUGGGAUGCUGUCCUGCUGUCCCACCGCUGUGCUGUCUCUACCCUCAUCCUCAACGCACCCACUUCCGAAUCUCCACCAGGCUGCAAUACAAUGUGGAAUCCAGUGUGUGGAUGUCGUGUUGUUUGGGAUGCUGUCCUGCUGUCCCAACGCUGCUCCUAACCCUCAUCCUCAACACACCACCCACUCUCCACCAGGCUGUAAGAAUAAUACAUGAUUACAUAUAAUACAUCAUAAUUAAUCAUAACAUUCCAUAAAAAGAAAUAUCAACAAUCAAAAUCAUAGAUAGAUAGACAGACAAGGAAAUAAUAACUUCAAUGUUUAACACCUCUCAUUUUGUUUUUCCCAAAAAACAAACUCUUGAGGACCAGACUGCCUGCUUUACCAUGACGUGUGUGACGGCGUACUGGAAAGGCCCCUAUCUGCUGCCUUUAAUGGAGUGUGAGCUUUGCCACAACAAGUACAACUACUUACGCCAACACCUAUACAAGGGUCAUGGCAUAAGAAAUAAGGAGGAGCUGAGCCUCCUUAUGACGUCUGCAACAGGCCGGGGAAACAAAGGCAAGUUACCGUGCCCCUUGUGCAACAUGGAAUUCGCACGUCUGGACAAGCACUUGCGGUUCCAACACAAGGAUCUGACUGAGCCUCAGAGGAAGGACCUGUUGCGACAGGUCCUAAAAAAGAAGGUCCUGCAGGACCUUCGUACACUGCGUGCCUCACUGCCAGUAGUACCGAUGGUUAGCACCCUGGACUUGGUUGAGGAGGAGGAGGAGGAGGAGGAGGAGGGCCGCCGGGAUGCCCCCCCUGCCCCGGAAGCACCAACAACCUCCACUGCUGCCACUGCCCUCUCUUGCCCUGGCUGCAGGGUGAGAGAUGAAACCAUCCGCCGUCAUGUGAUGACCAUCACUGUGUUGAGGGCACGCUUGGUCAAGAGCACGCGUGCACCACCACGUCGUAAACACCAGCGGACCCGAGAGACAGUUGCGGCGGGAGAGGAACACAGUCUUCCAGGAUACGAGCAACUCUUGGAACUUUUUCGGCAACGAAUUACGACACGGCAUGCCACCACCAAGGAGGCAUCCAAUGUCCAACAACGUGUGCAGUCAGUGCGCCAAUUUCUGUUGGCCUCUGCCAGGGGUUCGGUGCCAAGGAGGGACCUGCUGCAUCUCAAAGAUCACAGCAGGAUCACCGAAGCUGCCGACGCCUGGAAGGAGCGUGGUCUGGCCCCUACCACUGUCAAGAAGAAAUUAAUUGACACCUCUGAGUUUUUUAAAUGGGUGGGUAGAGCGUGGCCUGAGGGUGUGCGCCUGUCUGACCGCAAUUUGUCCGGAAUAAGGGAUGUGCUGUCGAGGGAGCUCCGCAAUCUGGCUGGCACCGUUGUGACACACGUCGUGUCCGUUAGAAGGCGGAAAUCUGAGAAGGUCCUCCCCAUGCAGGUGCACCGGGACUUCAUCCAGAAAGCCAAAACUCAGCUGCCCAAAUUUUUCAAGCGAGCUUUGUUUGUCAAAACACCACAAGCGAUUCAACGCUUCUUGGCCCUGCUCGCUGGGAAGAUUGUGGGGGAAACUGGCCACAGGGUGACCGUAAUUAAAAACAUGAGGUCAUCGGACAUGCUGGAGGCCAAAAAAAACGGGCAGUGCUAUGUAAUUUAUGUGAAGGAGCACAAGACUCGCCGCACAUUUGGGGAUGCACGGGUCCCGGUGGAUGGUGCCACCUACGACAUCCUGAAGGGCUGGCUGGACCGCAGAGACAAAAUGCGGGGGUGGACUUCAGAGUACGUCUUUUCCGGCAGAUCCGGGGGUAGGGCUCCCCUACUUCUGUCAGAUUUUAAACGUAUUUGGCUGGACCUUGGCCUUCCGGCGCCAUCCCCCACAUUUAACGCAUUGAGAAGUUCAAUGGCCACUCGCCCUGGAGUGUGCCACUGAAAAACAGGCCAGUGAUGUGGCACAUUUAAUGUGCCACGAUCUGGCCACCUCAAAAAAAUUCUACAAAGCCGACCCGCCACCUGCUGCCACCGCUCGUGUCCACGACUUCAUGCUGGCUGCAAUCACCGGGAGCGGUCGAGAGCAGCAGCAGGUGGCACAGGCGGAGGAGCACCAGCCACAGGGUCCUGAGUCCCGUGAGGAGGGGACAGAGGACGUAGUGACCAUACACGAGUCUACUGACUCAGAGGAGUCGGACACGACUCCCCUGAGUCACAGGAGGAGACCAGUGACGAGGAGGAGGAGGAGGAGGCUGGGGCGGCAGCAGGUGGUCCCAAGGAGGUUGUCAGAAGCCCAAAACAUUCACGGCGGGCCCUCUUCCCUGAGUCACCAACUGCCAAAAAGAUGAGUUCAAGAACUCAAGAUGAUGACGGCGACGAGGGACCCUCCUCAGCUGGUCCAUCGAGCGAGCGUCCAUUUCAUACACAAAAGAGAAAACGGGAGGAUGAUGAUGGCGACGAGGGACCCUCCUCAGCUGGGCCAUCCAGCGGCCGUCCAGUGCACAGGCUAAAGAAAAAACUUUUACAGACAAGGUUGUCUGUGAUGUCUCCCUUCACCCCCGGACGGAUGUUGAGGUGGACAGUCCGCCGGACUCCCAGCAAGUCCCGCAAAACACAACACACUCCAAUAAAACAGAGAGUGGCCUCAGAUGGACAGCUUUCCACACUCAGCACCCCUCCACACUCCACUGACCCUCCUUCCCAGGUUUUCCAUCGGGUUUUUUCUUCAUCACCACAAGUUACCCCCACACAACCUUCCAAAACCCCAAAAGCAUUGGUGUCCCCCAGUUCAAGUGAAACUCCCAGCAGUCUCACUGCUGGGAUGGAGUCUUCACCACCACAGGUUUCCCAUGUCCCCCAUGUCUCCCCUGUUGUUUGUUCCUCGUCCCCCACUCUCAGUCCCCCCCAUGACCUAACUUUUGAACUCUCACAUGUUUCACCUACGCAAGUCUCAACUCCCUCCACUGCCACUCCGCCAAGGUCUGAAUCUGAACCAACACAACCCCAUGUAUACCCUACUUUUAGUUUUUCUCCCCCUGAUGUAUCCCUCAGUUGUCAUGACUCGGAGUUUGAGUUUUCCAUUUUGUCCCUGACGCCGACAUCAACUCCCUCCCAAGUCAGUGCCGUGAUGGAGGCGUCAGUAAGUGAACCCGAUCCUGUGUCCCCUGGUUUGUUGUCAUCUAUCCCCGAUGUCCCUUCUGUUCCGUUGGCAACACCUGAAGUUGCACCUGUCUCCCCUACCACAACCCCGACUCCCCCUCACGUCACCGGCCAUAUCGGUUCGGACGAGGAACAACAACAACCCCAUCUUUAUCCUGCAGUUUUGAUCUCUCGCCCCGAUGCCCCCCCACCUCAAUAGACACUAGUCAUAUUUGUUAUUAUGUAAAUAGUUUUUUUUAAAAGGACAUUAAUAUAUUUUUAUUAUAUUUCUUUAUUUUUACAAUUCAAUUUAAGCAUUUUUGUUUUUUGAUGUUAUAUAUUUUGUAUUUGUUCCAUUUAUUAAGUGUGUUUUUAAUGUCAACUCAGUGUUUGCACAUAGUUUUAAUGUUAAUAAAGUUUUAA
Thalassophryne amazonica is the source of this 3751-nucleotide messenger RNA. RefSeq lists its product as uncharacterized. The record is from RefSeq and is a predicted model, not a curated record. Lineage: Eukaryota; Metazoa; Chordata; Actinopteri; Batrachoidiformes; Batrachoididae. Gene Ontology annotation, biological process: DNA recombination; DNA integration. Bases 525 to 2132 code for a protein of 535 amino acids. Gene Ontology annotation, molecular function: DNA binding. The transcript is spliced from 14 exons.